This is a messenger RNA of Linum trigynum, 4640 nucleotides long. Lineage: Eukaryota; Viridiplantae; Streptophyta; Magnoliopsida; Malpighiales; Linaceae. The record is from the annotation of a GenBank genome assembly.
AUCCAAGUUGACCCAGCUAGACCAUCUUAUCCGUUUUUCAACUUCUAGCUGGGUCCUUGGCACAGUCUCCUUUCUAGUUUCUACUAAGCUGAAGCUUAAACCCUGGAAGAACCUCUCCAAAAUCCCCAAUGGGAAUUUCGGAGCUGGCCCAUUAGAGUAGCGCGCCGCGUGGUCUAUCCAAUUAACCUGCUUAAGCUGCAACAAUGGUUUCUCUACCAGCAACCUGGCUUUACCAAGAUCGAGGUUUGAGGAUUACAAUCUCACCACACCGCUUCAGGAAGCCAGGUUUGUCUUCGCUAUUCCCGUCCGGCGUUUGUGCGAUUCGGUCUCGAAAGCAGCUUCGUUUACUUCAUCGGAUAAGGUGCGAGAACGAGGACGAAGAUGAAGGGAUUGAACAUGUAUACGUCGAGCGUCCUCCGUACCACAGCUAUUUCGACUCCACGUCCGGCCAACUGGAGCCGGCGUCCGGUGCCCGUGCCAGUAUCCCGGGAGAAGAUUGUUGGCCCGAAGGCACUUCGGAUAGGGUUAGGGCCGCCAGGGCUCCGGCGCCGGCGGGGGCGAUAUCGGCUGGGUCUUCCUCUAACGGUCAAAAUCCUGGAAGCAGGAGGAGGAAGCACAGAGCAUCGGCCACGGGUCCUCGAUCUUCAGAUGCAAUCAUCGAAGUGAAAGAUUUGGGGAAUGUUGCUGCAGAAGAAACCAUUGUCGAGGAGGAGGAGACGGCGGAGGAGCCCAGAGAUGAAUCUUCUGAGUAUGUGAUUUAUCAGAUGGAACCGGAGGUGGAGGAAGAAACGGGGUUUGCAUUGGACAAGAAAUUGGGAAGGCCCCAUCCGUUUAUUGACCCCAAGGUGAAGAAGCCGAUAGAGGGGACCCUUCCUGAGGAAGAACUGUGGUGGAACUGGAAGAAGCCAGAGGAGGAACAAUGGUCAAGGUGGCAAAGGAGGAAGCCCGAUGUUGAAACGGUAUUCCUCAAAGCAAUGGCUGAAAAUGGGGAAGUUAAACUCUACGGCGAGACUCCCACGUUGACCGAGACUGCUCUCUACCGUGCCAGGAAGCAUCUUUAUAAGGAGGAAAGGCUUCGACUUGAGCAGGAAAAACUGGAAAGAAUAGGCCCGAUGGCAUACUAUUCAGAGUGGGUGAAAGCAUGGCAGAGAGACACUUCACGCGAAGCUGUAGAGAAGCAUUUUCAGGAGACUGGACAAGAUGAAACCAUGCAACUAAUGGAAAUGUUUAGCUAUCAAACUGAUAGAGAAUAUCGUAUAAUGAUGGGUACUGAUAUUCGCAUCAAGAGGGAUCCUUUAGCAAUGCGGCUCAAAGAAGAUCAAAUAAAGCAAAUUUGGGGUGGAGAUCCAGUUUACCCAACAAUCAACUACAAGCAGGAUCCAAAUGAAAUCAUUGAUUACAGGGGUCCAGAUUUUCAUGAACCAACACCCAAUAUGGUGGCAUACCUAAAAGAGCAUGGCAAGCUCAUAUCCAGAGACGAACUUGAACAAACUUUAGCAAAAGAAAAGACGGAACAACUUGAAUUGACGGACAUGGAUGACGCCAUGGCACGAGCGGUAGACAUUGGUGAAAAUGAUGAGGAGGAAGAGACCAGUGAUGUUGAAGAGGAAGACGAAGACAGCAAACUUCCCCGCAAUUGGAGCGUUCUGAAAACCGCUCCUGAACUUCGCAAAUCAAAGCCCAAGGCCAAGAAGGAGGGUGCCAUGAAUCUGGAUGAAGCCAUAGAUGAUUCUGAGAACUUGACCGACUUUCUAAUGGACUUCGAGGAAGAGUGACUGUGUGUGUGUAAAUUGAUUCAGCAGUUUGUAGGCAGAGAGCAGCUUUGGUUUUGUAGUGAUGAUUAUGAAGAAGUAGAGAGACCAGUCCAGGCGCUGUGAGGAAUCAAGUUUGUAAAGCGGGCCACAAUGGAAGCUUGCAUAGGUCCAGUAGCAGAAGAAAGCCCUGGUCUUGAAUAGGGCCCAAACUAUAGAAGAUUCUUAAGCUACUCUAGUAGGCUACGAGAAAAAGGGAAUCCAACAGGGAAAAGUGUUUAUUCCGGAUUUUGGGGGAAUUUGGUAAUCAGACUCCAUAAUAUGGUGCAAGGGUUGAGGGAUUGGUGGUGUUUGAAGUAAUCAGUAAUUCCAAGGAACCUACCUACUCUUCUCAAGCCUAUAAGUAUAAGCUACAACCAAAUUGGAAAACUUCAACCAAGCUGGUCGCUGUGCUUCUCGGUUUGCUCCCAUUCCCAUAAGCCAACUACCUUCUUGACACAGGAGAAGGCGUGAAUUCUGGGGGUGGAUAUUAGUUUUCUAUACAGCACCACCGCCUUUCCUCGUCUCUGUGCUUAAAAAUUAAAAGGAGCCCCUCAACUUGGUCGUUUUAAAUAUCUGUUUUUAUGCAAACCAAAGUUCAUCACAGUGAAAUGAACCCACUCACUCACUGCUCACUUAUUUAAUCAUUAUGGAUAUAAACAAAAAAUCAUUAUUCCCAGAGCUCUCUUGAUAAAUACAGUUUGAACCCAAGAAAACAUACACAAAACAAAAAAGAGUAUAGUAAUGAAAAUGAUGGGACCAAAUAGAAAAAGGGUAACAAUUAAAAGGGGGCUGGGGGAAGAGGAAUUUAGGGGAAGGGGUGUGGGGUUUGGUUUGAUUUUGAUUUUGAUACCUUUGAAAAAAUGAAAAAAACUGGGCACCUACCAUCUCAGCCAGCCAGCAGCCAGUGCAGCACUUAUUAUUAAUAGCAGCAACUAGCAAGUUGCUGGGGAAAACAAAACUAAACAAAAGGUACAUAUCAUUUCUGAGUUCUAAAUCUGCAGAAUGCAGUGAAGGUAUUAAUUUUUCUUGUUCUUAUAUAUUCGGAGAACAUCGUAAUCUAAGUUAUACAAUCAAAUUAAGUUAUAUUUAGAUAAGACGGCAGGGUUUCAUAUGCCACUUCAUGCUCCAGUCCAAUUGACAAUCUAGAGAACACUUCAAACUCUAAUCGCGAACGUAGAGUUGAUACAACCCGAAGACAUUCUCGUAGAAUAGAACUAUCCACCACGGUGGAAUCCACAUCACCAACAAGUUGAUGAACCACCCUUGUUGAGUCUCACUCGAGAAUGACACCCUGCAGAUGAAGGCUGGACACUAAAAGCAUGUCCCCAACUACUAGUGAUAUAAUCGUUGGAUUUAAGGUCUCUUUUUUUUUCUUCUUAUGAUAAAGACUAGCGUACGUACAUAAAUAGCUUAAUCAGCAAAUAUAUUUAAAAUAACAUCAAUUCAGACUUUGUUAGGACAAUAUCAGUAGACUCUUCCUAGCUCCCUUCUCAUCCCUCUUGUCUGUAUGAGAGAAAAAUCAUUCAACGAGGCACAUUAUUAUGAAUUUGGCCUUUGUGGCCCAUAGUGCCUUCCAGAGAGAGCACUUUACCACCAUCAUUUCAUUUCAAUGAAUAUCCAUGGGAGGAGAGGAGGCAUUUGCUCCAUAAGAAAGAAAGAAUGCCAGAAAUUGUCCCUCUGAAUUCAGUCUCCAUCUACCCUUAAUUUUUUUUUUUUCAAUUUUGCACCAUCUCCUGCCUGCCCCACAAUAUCUAUCUGAUAAACUUUCCAAGAUCUCAAAAGUGGUUCAUAUUACUACUUUAUUCAUUCAGCAGCAUCCUUCCUUCUUCUUUCUUCCCUAAUAAUCCCCCAUUAUUAAACAAUUUCCUCCACAGUUUAGUUAUUAAUUAAUAAACUGAAAUGAUAUUAAACUCAAUUAAUUAAAAGGGCCAUCAUGCUGUGUUUUCUGAACCAUACUCUGUCCACCUGAAUUAUUGUUCUCUGUGUAUGUAUUUGUUUAUGGGAGUGGAGUGGGGAGUGGUCCCUUUUUCUUCUUCUCUUUGCAUAGGUUGGAAUCUGCCUUGGACUUGAAAUAAUUACCAUCAGCUGAAGGGAUAUUAGAAUCUGUGUAGAUUAGAUCACUGAAGAGAGGUGGAGAGAGGGCUAGCAAGAACGAAUCCUCCAGUCCAGGCACAGCCACGUUUGAUGGCUCAAAUCCUGCCUACUCAUAGGGAAAUGAUCUUGUAAGUUUUCUUUUAGAAGUGGGUGGAGAGCAAUGAUUGAAUGUGUUAAUACUUAAUAAGUAACAUGAGACGUUAGCCUCCUAAUAUAUUAUGUAAGAUUUAAUGCAUGAGAAGUUUAUUAGAAUUGAAAAACGAUAUGGUGUGUGUGUGUGGGGGGAUAUAAUUGAUUGACUCAACAAACAUAUGUGAAAUGUGAGCAACGUGGUAAAGGUUUAGAGGAUGUCGUUACUCGACUAACAAAUGAGAUGAGGAAAGAAAGAGGUAUCAAACAUUUUGCAGUCCUAACAUGUGACUGUAAGGAUGAUAUUGUACUUGAUUAUGAAAAGGGCGACUAAAAGCACACCAACCACACAAGUCCACAACUUAUUGUGUUUAAGGCAUGAGUUGAAUCAUAUCUUUGGAGACUGGAGUGACUGUAGUAGAAAAGACUCCAAAGACCAAAGGGGAAAAAACAGAUAAAUGAAAGUAAAAAAAAAAAUUAGGAUUUUUCUUCGGUUCAUUUAGAGAGAAAGUCAUGAUCGACAUCACAAUAAUGUUAGCGGCUGUGAAAACCAACACAACCAUCAUCGCGAUUGUGAUGAGCCCCAUAUCAAUCAAAUUGUUCUAAUUAAAUUCUGAAAAAUUU